CGGACGGUCAUACUCGAGUGCAAUAGACUCUGAAUAUUGUGUACGUGGACACUGACAUAUAGUAGACACAGCAUUGUACGGAGGACGCUCUCACAAGUAACUUCCUGCCAAGGCACUGGGCAUAUUGUGGACAAGUGAAUGUAAGUGAGGCAGGAGCGACUGGAGUGUGUCGGUAAUGCAGAUGGGCGUCGCCGGGCGGUCACGUGUUUUGGUGACACCACUCGCGCCGCCCCUCGACCGUGAACGCGCCUGCCUCGCUGGCUGUUGUUGACGCUGAAUGACAAUGCUCUAUGUGUCACUUUGAACAAUAGCACUGACAGCGUACCACCAUACUGUCUGCAAAGCGGAACUGCCUCAAGAUUUUCAUACUCGCCAAUCAUCCAUGAGAGUAUAAUCCCGACAUUACCCAAUAUGCCUGCCCCAGGCCAGCAGCACCAAUCAUGGCAAAACCCAUACGACGAGCCUAAACCCCGCAUGUCUUUGUGGACUGCGCAAGAGAUUGCUACCAUUGCCUCGAAACUCGACAAGCAGCUUGGCCCCGAAUACAUCUCUGCUCGCGCUGGCCCCGGUGGUCAACGCGUGCACUACCUGACCGCAGAAAAGUGCAUUACCCUCGCGAACGAGGUCUUUGGCUUCAAUGGCUGGUCAUCGAGCAUACAAAACAUUCAAGUGGACUUCGCGGACGAGAACCCUCAAACAUCUCGCGUGAGCAUCGGGCUGUCAGUCAUUGUCCGCAUCACGUUGCGUGAUGGGACCUACCACGAGGACAUCGGCUAUGGCAGCAUCGAGAAUGCCAAGGGAAAGGCCAUGGCUUUUGAAAAAGCAAAGAAGGAAGGCACAACAGACGGGCUCAAACGUGCACUACGAAGUUUCGGAAACGUUCUGGGGAACUGCAUCUAUGAUCAAGACUAUGUGAAGCAGGUGGUCAAACACAAGGCACAGCCUGUGAAGAAGUUUGAUCCCAACAAUCUUCAUCGGCACUCGGACUUCAAGGAGGAUGUCAAGGUGGAUGAACCAGCAAAGGCGCCUGCGGCACCAGCAGCUGCGAUGCCAGCACCACAGAUACCGCCCCCUCAGGCUCGGCCCAAGAUGGAGGCGUCAGAGUCGUUCGAGGAUUUCCUUGGAGAGCUCGAUGAGGCGGACUUUUGCGUGCCUGAAGACGGUCAUCCCGAUGAAAUAGUGCUUCCAGGCCCGCCUGAGCCUGCACCGCGACCCAUGCAGCCGAAUACCUCAAAUCGCCAGCCGCAGACGCCGAAUCAACCGGCGCCAGCGAGGCCGCAACAACAGGCGCAACCACAGCAGAAUCGUCCGGUGCCACCGGCACCACCACAUCAACAGCCACGCCAAGGGGCCCCUACUGCCGCGCCAGCGGCCGUGCCCGAAACCGUCGGCUUUUUCUCCGCGAAAGCUGUUAGCCAGCUUCCCGAAGCCAGUAUCCAAGGUGAGGGCGAGUCUCUCCUGGCUCCUCGCGGGCAGCAGGCUUUCAAUCCUAAGCUUGAAAGCCCGUCGAUCCGCAAAACACCCGGCAUUGAUCAUAGCGCCUCGAAACCAUUGUCUCGCAGCGGGCAGCAUGUUCCUCCGAGUAGUAGCCAGGCUCAGACAUCCAACGCCGGCAGCUUCACGCCAGUACGUCCGGGUCAACCGAGAACAGCAAAUGCGGUGAACCCCGGGCUGGACCACGCAAGGCGGAUCGGAGCGCCUGGAGGGCCGGGUAGUCCCCUUGGCAAUCGCGGGUCGUUCCGUCAGCCGACAAUGAUGAAGAGGCCGCAACCUGAAGGAGGCCGUCCAGCUUUGGCAGACCUUCCUGCCAAUGCGAAUGGCAACCCCCAAAAUGGGAUCGAUGACAUGGAUGCGAAGAGGCAGAAGACGGCUUGAUCAAAUGGUAUCGUCAUUAAUGUCCUAGGCGUUGUAUGGGUUAUGAGCAAUGUUACGUUUGGCGCUGGUAGUGCUUGGGCCAUGUC
Emericellopsis atlantica is the source of this 1961-nucleotide messenger RNA. RefSeq lists its product as uncharacterized. Gene Ontology annotation, cellular component: nucleus. Bases 412 to 1875 code for a protein of 487 amino acids. The transcript is spliced from 3 exons. The record is from RefSeq and is a predicted model, not a curated record. NCBI's taxonomy places the organism in Eukaryota, Fungi, Ascomycota, Sordariomycetes, Hypocreales, Bionectriaceae. Gene Ontology annotation, biological process: double-strand break repair via single-strand annealing; mitotic recombination; DNA recombinase assembly.